Messenger RNA from Gastrolobium bilobum, 2492 nucleotides. Its product is annotated as pentatricopeptide repeat-containing protein At2g33680-like. Gene Ontology annotation, molecular function: RNA binding; protein binding. Bases 1 to 2289 code for a protein of 762 amino acids. Lineage: Eukaryota; Viridiplantae; Streptophyta; Magnoliopsida; Fabales; Fabaceae. Gene Ontology annotation, biological process: RNA modification. The record is from RefSeq and is a predicted model, not a curated record. The transcript has a single exon.
AUGGUUGAAGCAUUGUUUCGAACACUUGUUCCCACGCCCAUGCUUCCUUCUUCUGCAUGCCCUUUACACGUCCCUCCAACCCAUAAUGGCUUCAACCCUUCUUUCAAGAAGUCCAGACGAAACCUCAAACUUGAGACACCCCAAUAUCAUGGACUUUCUGCUGUUUCAACCUGUGAGCAAAACUUUCAUCUUCAUGACUGGCCUCAGCUCCUUCAAUCCUCAAUUGGGUCACAAGAUUAUAUGCUGGCUCAGGCAAUUCAUGGGUAUCUAAUCAAAUCUGGUUGUGAAGGUGACCUGUUUGUGGAUAACAAUCUUGUGAACCUUUACUCAAAGUUCAAUAAAAUGGGUAACGCACAGAGGAUAUUUGAUGAAAUGCUUGUUAGGAGCACAGUCACUUGGACUACCCUCAUGAAGGGGUAUUUGAAGAGUGGUGAUCUUCAAUCUGUUUUCCAUAUUGCACUUGAUAUGUGCAUGCUUGGAGAGAUGUUCAAUGAACAUACUUGUUCAGUGGUCCUGCAGGCAUGUAAAUCCCCUGAAGAUCAUGUUUUUGGUGAGCAGAUUCAUGCUUUUGUCAUUAAAAAUGGGCUUCAGGAGAAUGUUGUUGUGGCUACUUCAUUGGUUUCUAUGUACUCUAGAAGCGGCCACUUGGGUCAUGCAGAAAAAGUGUUCACUGGCACUAGUGUUAAAGAUGCUCAGUGCAUAAAUUAUAUGAUUUUGGAAUAUGGCAAGGCAGGCUUGGGGGAUAAGGCAUUUCAGAUCUUUGUGGAUAUGCUAAACUCUGGAUUGAACCCAAGUGAUUAUACAUUUACGAAUUUGAUCGUUGCAUGUAAUCUAAGUAUAGGAAUGUACAUAGGAAAGCAACUACAUGGGCUUGCAGUGAAGUACGGUUUUAUGCGCGAAACAUCUUUUGUAAAUGCAGUAAUUACAAUGUAUGGGCAACAUGGAAUGGUCAAAGAGGCUGAGAGAGUGUUUUUUGAGAUGGAUGAGAGGUCUUUGAUUUCCUGGUCCGCACUUCUGUCAGCAUUUGUUAAGAACGGCUAUGCUAACAGAGCCCUUGAAUUUUUCUUAAAUAUGCUUCAGAUUGAUAUGCCUCUUGAUUCUGGUUGCUUCAGCACUGUACUUGAUGGAUGUUCAGAAUGCAAUAAUUUGAAAUUUGGGCUUCAAAUUCAUGGACUUACAAUAAAGCUUGGCCAUGUCUCUGAUAUAAAUUGUGGUACUUCUUUAGUAGAUUUGUAUGCUAAAUGCAGAAGUUUGCAGUCUGCAAGAGCAAUUUUUGACAGGCUCCCAAAUAAAACUAUUGCUUCCUUUAAUGCAAUUUUAAUUGGAUAUUUAAAUUCAAAAAUAAGAGAUGAUGAAGAAGAUCCUAUGGCUUUUUUCAGCAAACUAAGAUUCAAUGGUGUGAGACCGGAUAUGGUAACAUUUUCACGGCUCCUUAGUUUAUGUGCUAAUCAAGCAUGCUUGGUAGCUGGGAAGAGUCUUCAUGCAUACACAAUAAAGGUGGGACUUGAAGAUUAUACUGCUGUAGGCAAUGCUGUAAUUACUAUGUACGCUAAAUGUGGCAGUGUUCAUGAUGCUUAUCAAAUAUUUAGUUGUAUGAACCGUGAUCAUGUGACCUGGAAUGCAAUAAUUUCUGCAUAUGCUGUUAAUGGUGAAGGAAACAAUGCACUUUUGCUCUUUGAGGACAUGAAGGGACAGGGAUUUGCUCCAGAUGAGAUUACUAUAUUGGCUGUUCUCCAAGCAUGCAGUUACUCAUGUUUAUGGGAAAUUGGGUUAUGCCUAUUCAAUGAAAUGGAACCCAAGUAUGGGAUCAGGCCUGUGAUUGAGCAUUACUCUUGCGUGAUUGAUCUUUUAGGUCGAGCAGGAAAUCUAUCCAAAGCAAUAGAUAUCAUCAACAAAUGCCCAUUUUCUGAAUCAUCUUUGCUUUGGAGGACUUUGGUCAAUGCCUGUAAGCUGUGUGGUGAUUUACAACUUGGAAUGUGGGCUUCCAAAAAAUUGCUUGAUUUAGCACCCAAUGAGGCCUCCUCUUACAUACUUGUAUCAAAUAUGUAUGCUGAAGGAGGCAUGCCAGAAGAGGCUGCAAAGGUGAGAACAGCUAUGAAUGACUUGAAGUUAAUUAAAGAAACUGGCUCUAGCUGGAUUGAGGUAGAAAAUGUAGUUCACUAUUUUAUUGCAAGUGACAAAGACCACCCUAAAAGCAGAGAAAUUUAUGCGUAUCUGGAUCUGUUGACAGAUGAAAUAUAUUGGAGCUGCGAGAACAAAAAUAAUCUCCAACUGCUCUCUGUGACAUAAUGAUGUUAGAAAUGAUCUAGUUCAGUUGCAAGAUUUCAAAGGGGGAGGUUCUGAUAAUUUCACUAUAGUAAUUCUGUAUACCAUUUCUAACCAAGAGAAGGUUGGAAAAUUUUGAACAGCAUCGUUUGUAAGAUUCAUUGUACAGUGACUGCCAGAAGUUUUUGAGUUAGAAACUGGUAAAACAUCUUUCUUUUUUUCUUUAU